This is a messenger RNA of Strongyloides ratti, 1455 nucleotides long. Its product is annotated as Cytochrome b-c1 complex subunit 1, mitochondrial. NCBI's taxonomy places the organism in Eukaryota, Metazoa, Nematoda, Chromadorea, Rhabditida, Strongyloididae. The transcript has 3 exons. Gene Ontology annotation, molecular function: metal ion binding. The record is from RefSeq and is a predicted model, not a curated record. Gene Ontology annotation, cellular component: mitochondrion. Bases 1 to 1455 code for a protein of 484 amino acids.
AUGUGUACGUUUUCUAGAAGACAAGAAUUGUGUCAUUCCUUGAAUAUGGCUCUUAGAUUUUUAUCUAAUUCAAAACAACUUUUAGCAAUUAGGAAUGCUCAUGCAUUUGCUCCAAAUUCAGCUGAUGUUUUGUCAUCAUCUAAUGUUACUGAAUCUACAACAUUAAAAAAUGGAAUUAAGGUCGCUGUUAAUAAUAAUGGACGUCCAAUGACAACUGUUGGUGUUUGGAUUGAUUCAGGAUCACGUUAUGAAACUGAAGAAAAUAAUGGAGUUGCUAAUUUAGUUGAACAUCUUCUUUACAAAGGAACUAACAAAAGAUCACAAGUUCAAUUAGAGACAGAAUUAGGUAAGAUUGGUGCUAGAUUAUCAUCUGUAACUAGUAGAGAACAUACUGCCUAUUUUGCUCAAGCUCCAUCAGGAAAAGUUGAACAAGUUGUUGAAAUAUUAGCUGAUGUUUUACGAAACUCUAAAUUUAGUGAAUCUAAUAUUGAAAAAGAGAAACAAAUUUUGUUAAAUAAGUUGGAUGAAGUUGAGAAUGAUUAUCAAGAGGUAGUUUUUGAUAACCUUCAUGCUACAGCUUUCCAAGGAACACCAUUGGCUAAGAGUAUUUAUGGAACUACAGAGACAAUUCAAAAUCUUUCACGUAAUGAUGUUCUUAAUUUUAUUGAUGAUCAUUACAAACCUGUUCGUAUGGCCAUCUCUGCUGUAGGGGGCGUUAAUACUGAUACAAUUGUUAACCUUUCAGAAAAAUAUUUUGGUGACCUUAAAAAUGAAUACAAACGUAAAAUUCCAAAUAAUUAUGGAACUCGUUUUACUGGAUCUGAAUAUCGUUAUCGUAAUGAUUACAUUCCAUACAUGUAUGGUGCAUAUGCUGUUGAAGGUGUCGGUGCUUCAUCAAAAGAUGCUCUUCCUCUUAAAAUUGCUUCUUCAUGUGUAGGACAAUGGGAUAAAACUUAUGGAGCAUUACAAAAUUCACCAUCAACAUUAAUUCAAAAAAUGUCUACAAAGGGACAUAUUCAAUUAUUCAACUCAUUUAGCAUCAACUAUCGUGAUACUGGCCUUUUUGGAUUUUAUUUUGUACACGAAGGUAAUGAUUUGGAUGAUGUAACAAAUGCCGUUCGUGUUAUUCAAAGAGAAUGGAAACGUAUUUGUACCUCAGCUACUGAAGAUGAUUUCCAUCGUGCAAAACAAGCAUUGAAAACACAAAUUUUUACUUCAUAUGCAACUAGUCUUGGGUUAGCUGAAAAGAAUGCUAAAGAUUUGUUGAAUAAGGGUGAGGUUCAACAACUUUCUGAUUUAAUGAAUGAAAUUAACCAAAUCAGCUGCGAAACAAUACGAGAUGCCGUUACCAGAAAUGUUUAUGAUCGCGACUUUGCUUCUGCUGCAGUUGGAAAGACUGAGGCUUGGCCAGAUUACCAACAUAUUAGAUAUGGAAUGUCAUGGUGGAGAUUGUAA